Lolium rigidum is the source of this 559-nucleotide messenger RNA. Its product is annotated as oryzain alpha chain-like. Bases 13 to 381 code for a protein of 122 amino acids. The transcript has 2 exons. The record is from RefSeq and is a predicted model, not a curated record. Lineage: Eukaryota; Viridiplantae; Streptophyta; Magnoliopsida; Poales; Poaceae.
UGCGUUGCGGGGAUGAGGAGGUCCACGGCUCUCAUGCUGCUGCUGCUGGCGGUGGCGUUCACGACGGCCGUACCGCACGAUGAGAGGAGCGAGGAGGUGGAGACCCGCAGGAUGUUCAGGACCUGGAUGGCCAGGUUCGACAAGACCUACAGCUCCAUCGACGAGGAGGAGCACCGGUACGCGGUGUUCAAGGAAAACCUCCACGCCUUCGGUGACCUCACCCGCGACCACUUUGGCCUCAACGUCUUCGGUGACCUCACCCACGAGGAGCUCCGCGUAUUGUACACCGGGUGCACGCACGGGGACGGCGGCCACAAGUACUCCCUCCUCUACUGGAUAAGUGUACUUCUUAUGGGGCCUCCAUCCUGCCAUCGAUGUUAAGCAGUUAGGUGCGCCGGUGGUCACCGCACAACUGAAAUAGAGAUGGAGGGAUCACACUCCUGGAGAGAGAUGAAGCGCGUGUGGAUCUGAAUAUGGCACAUCUAAUUGUUGCUUAUGUAAUAAAAUUGAGAUGAAAAUAUGCAUUUCUACAAGGAAGUGAGAAAGAUAGUUCGUCAGC